UAUUUUCAGGUCCUGAGAGAGGCAAAUAUGUCAGGAAUUUAAAUGAAUCCAACAGCAGCACCAGAUGGAGCUUGGAAAGCCCAAGGUGUACCAAGGUGUGAGGGUGAAGAUCACAGUCAAGGAGUUGCUGCAGCAGAGGAGAGCACGACAAGCAGCCACCAGUUCAGCAGUUUCCUGGGGCAGCAGCAGCGGCAUCCAGUUUGCAGAGUCCGUGUCUCCGCCUCACCCAGAACCUUUUGAAGCAGAACCCAUCCCUCCUGUGCCCAGCUGCUGCCCGUCCUGGCAGUUUUCCAGCUGCCUUUCCUGUGAGGAAAGCCCUGGGUACCUGGAGCAGCUGAUAGAUUCCUGCCUCCAGGAGCCACCCUCGGAGCCAGCCUUCAGUGCCCUGCAGCCCUCCUCACACUACACCCCAGACACCUUCCAGCCAGUCCAGCUCUGCUUCAGCCAGGGCCUGGCUGCCAGCUCUCCCAGCUCAGCCGACCUGCCCAGCCCAUGGAACUCCAGCUGCUCUCCCCCUCAGCUCUCCCCCCUGACCCCGCUGCCCCCCAGCCCGCCCUCAGCUCUGGACACCAAACCCCACAGCUGUCCCGUGGAGGAGUGGCCCUGCCACCCCCCCUGCCCCUUCCCCAGCCCAGCCUGCUGCUGCACAGCCUGCGGCCCCCAGACCAUGGACAGCAGGGGCCAGCACUGCUUCCCCUGCCCCAGCACGGACUGCCUGGAACUCCUGCCAGCCCUGGCCGAGGACUUCCUCAGGAGGGACAGGAGCUGUGACAUUUGCUACAGCUAA
Molecule: messenger RNA, 787 nt
Organism: Pseudopodoces humilis (Tibetan ground-tit)
Lineage: Eukaryota; Metazoa; Chordata; Aves; Passeriformes; Paridae
Source: RefSeq, a predicted model, not a curated record